AUGAGAAAAAUAUGGACCCCUAUAAGAAGAUCAGAAGAUCAAAAAAUAAUCAAAAAUAAUUAUGAUGAAGAAGAAAAGGAAAACUUUGAAAAAUCUUUACCGAAGGAUUUUAUAGAAAACAAUAGAAAAAAUAGAAACCCGUAUUUUGAAAUAAAAGAAUCUACUUUAAUAGAACAAAAAGAAAAAAAAGAAGCUCAAAAGAUACUAGCUUUGGAAUUAAGGGACAAGUGUAGAGCAGAAAUUGAUGAAUAUGUGGAAUGUUCAGUAGGAAGAUUAUGGACAAUUUUAAAGUGCAAAGAUUUAAUGGUUAAAAUGAGGAAAUGCUUAAAAAAAUACGAAAAUCUUGAAUAUGUCAAAUUCAGAGAAAAACAAAUACUUGAAGAAAGAAAAAAAAAUGGCACAAGUUUACUUAGAUCAGAUGAAAGAGCAAGAUACAAUAGAUUUGUAUACACAGAUAAAGAAAAAGGUUGGAUCCCUGAAAAAAGAAACUGA
Plasmodium gallinaceum is the source of this 492-nucleotide messenger RNA. Its product is annotated as conserved Plasmodium protein, unknown function. The coding region runs from base 1 to 492 and encodes 163 amino acids. The transcript has 5 exons. The record is from RefSeq and is a predicted model, not a curated record. NCBI's taxonomy places the organism in Eukaryota, Apicomplexa, Aconoidasida, Haemosporida, Plasmodiidae.